AUCAGCAGCAGACAAAGACACACUCUGACACACUCACACACACACAGUUUAGCACAGGACUGUCAUACACACAGCUCUGUCUUCCUGGGAUAUGAACACUCUCGUCCUCACCUGUCUCCUCUGUUUCGUAGCCUACAGAGCACUUGGCGCUCAGGGAUCUGAAGCCACGGUCAUCACAGCACUAGCUGGAGUGACAGGGGGUACGGUCUCCGGGGAGGGCCUCCCGAGUUCUAUGAGCUACGAUGAUGAGCUGGAAAUAGACACAGAACUAUCCGGAGGAGACAACGAGAAUUUCAGCUCUUAUGACUCACAUCCUGGUAAAGAUGAGAAGAAGAAAAGGAAAGGCAAAGGCAAAAGAAAGAACAGGCUUAGGAGCAAAGGCACAACGCCUUUAAACCCUGAGCACACACUCUUCACCAGUGGACACACAUCCACUCACUCUUUGACCCACAGCACCACAGAGGACCCCUGCACCACCUCUCACCUGGGCUACUGCAUUCAUGGUUACUGCAAGCACAUAGAGGGCCUGGAGGAGCCAGUGUGCAUAUGUAUAAAGGGAUAUGACGGGGAGCGCUGUGGGAUCCAAACUCUGGAGACCAAAUUAAAAAACAACCCGGAACAGAGCAACACUGAGUUGGUGCAGACGGUGUUGGUUAUCAUUGCUGUGGUCCUGUCAGUCAUCAGCUGUAUGGCCAUCCUCCUCAUGACCUGUGCUCAUUACAGAUCACAUAAAAACUUCCUGGCAUCCUACCUGGGAACUGGGUCGGAGCAGGAGAAGCUACAGAAACCAAUGGCUGACGUUGUUGUGUGAAGGCGUCAGGUUACAUGGAGCCUGCUGCACGUUUCAAAGACGGAGAAGAUGAAAUAAGUCUGAAGAUCUGAGAAAAUAAGUAGCGGGAAUAGACUGCUUUGUUAGAUGCUCUGUAUGAUAAAACACUGUCCAGAACUUGUUAGAAUGUAAUUUAUUUAGUGUGAUUAUUUAUUGCUAAAAACUUAAAGUAUUUGUAAGUUGCACUGCUAUUAUGAUGUCUGUUAGUUCCUUUAACGUAUCUGUAAGUUUUGUUUUAUUUAUUGCACUGCUGUUGUUAUAGGUCAGUCAAACACUCUUCAUCCCAUUCUGGAAAUGGGAUGGAACUUGAUAACCAAUAAAGUGUCUCAGUGUUAGGUUAAA
Molecule: messenger RNA, 1171 nt
Organism: Notolabrus celidotus (New Zealand spotty)
Lineage: Eukaryota; Metazoa; Chordata; Actinopteri; Labriformes; Labridae
Gene: areg
Product: amphiregulin
Exons: 6
Coding region: 92-811 (239 amino acids)
Biological process (GO): positive regulation of mitotic nuclear division; positive regulation of cell population proliferation; epidermal growth factor receptor signaling pathway
Source: RefSeq, a predicted model, not a curated record